AUGGCUCAAGCAUCAUCGUUCAAACCAUCCAUACACUAUCAAGCGUGCAAUACAAUUACUGAUAAUGAAUCAUCACAGAUUGCAUCUAUAAAAACAUCUGAAUACGGAAAUGCAACUAGUCCUGAUCAUGAUCUCACUGAAAUAACGGUCACAUCAACAACAAAUAAAAACACAUCGUUGACAUUAUCUUCACCCAACCAUCAGCAAUCAAACAUUCCUACGUCUGGCCAUGUCUCGUCAUCAACGGAUUCGGCAACUGUUGUUAAAAACCAAUCGCCAUCAUCUCCGGCGCGCAAUACACUUGGCAGUUCUUUAUCGAUUCAAUCUCAGUAUCGUCCAUCGAUCAAUUCGUUGUAUCCAUCCAGUCAUCGUCCAUCAGUGUUCGGAGCACUUUCAACAACAUUAACAGCUGUACGAAAAAGUUCCGUAUCUGCCUAUCCGAGAUUUUCAACUGACCAUGGAAAUCUCUUUUCGGGUUACCAAGGCGAUUACAUUCGUCACUCACGGCAAUUACGUAAAGCUCGUAAGCAAGAUAUCAAAGCUCGCUUUGAAAAAUUCGAUUUGAAUCCUCCGGCAACACGUCAUACACGUUUUACAUUCAUAUUCGACCCGAGUGGACGUCUAUCGUACUAUUGGACAUCCAUUAUUAGUCUGGCAUUUCUCUAUAAUUUCUGGAUAAUUAUUUUUCGUUAUUCUUUUCAUGAGUUAACAUCGGAGAAUUUCGUAAUUUGGUUUAUUUUCGAUUAUUUAUGUGAUUUUAUUUAUUUGAUGGAUAUUAUGUUCAACUUUCGGACAGCAUAUCUCGAAGAAGGAGUCCUUCAAACAGAUCCGAUUAAAUUACGACACUAUUAUAUGAAUACAACACGAUUUUAUAUCGAUUGUCUUUGUUUGAUGCCAUUAGAUUUUCUUUAUUUGUCGUUUGGAUUUCGAUCGAUCGUGCGAUGUUUUCGUCUCGUGAAAAUCUAUCGUUUCUGGACGUUUUUGGAUCGAACCGAACGACAUACGAAUUAUCCGAACCUGUUCCGUACCGUUGUUAUGAUACAUUACCUUCUAGCGAUAUUUCAUUGGAAUGCGUGUUUAAUUUACAUCUUACAUAAACGAUCAAAAUUAGAUUUAACGAAACAUUUCGCCUUCUCAGUAGAUAAUAGUGGAUUUAACUAUUUCAAAGCUUUAUACUGGUCUAUAACAACGCUGACAUUGACACAGAAUGAAGAGACGAAACCGGUUUCGAAAGAAGAUUAUAUUUUUCUAAGUUUUCAAAUUGUUUUUGCACUGUUAUUGUUCGCCACCAUCAUGGGGCAUGUCGCGUCGAUCGUUUCGAAUUUGGGCAAUGCAAGAAAAGAUUUUCAAGCGAAAUUAGACGCGGUGAAGACUUACAUGUCCUUGCGACGUGUACCAAACAAUCUCGAAGAUCGUGUGAUCCGAUGGUUUGAUUAUCUAUGGAUGAGUCAUAAAUCUGUCGAUGAUAAUCAUGUACUUUCAUUACUCCCGUAUAAACUGCGUGCUGAAAUUGCAAUUCACGUGCAUUUAGAUACACUGAAACGAGUUGAAAUUUUUCAAAAUACCGAAGCCGGAUUUCUGAAUGAACUAGUCUUACGCCUUAAACCUGUUCUUUUCUCACCGGAUGAUUUCAUUUGUCGGAAAGGUGAAGUCGGAAAAGAAAUGUACAUCGUUAAUCGUGGUAAAUUGCAUGUUAUGGCUGAUAAUAAUAAGACGGUCCUAGCAACAUUAAAAGCUGGAUCAUAUUUUGGUGAAAUAAGUAUUUUGAAUAUGGGUAGUGGAAAUCGUCGAACAGCGUCUGUGCGAUCUGUUGGCUAUUCGGAUCUAUUUUGUCUUUCAAAAGAAGAUUUAUGGGAAGUUUUGAAAGAGUACCCAGCUGUACGUGUCAAACUUGAAUCGAUCGCUGUCAAGCGUCUAGAAAAACAUAAGAAACCACUGAUACAACUAAUUAAUCUCAAACGUAGUAAAAGUUCACCAGGCCUACUUGAGCCUAGCUGUCGUGUUCCUUAUCAUGUAUCUGUUCGGCGAUUGGGUAGUGGCACACCUCGUCUAUCAUCCAUCAAAGAAUCCGAUUUGAAAAUUACUUUGCAAAGAAAUGCUCCACUUGCCUCGUCGAUUAGUUUCGCAUCAUCGUUGAAUUCGGGUCCAGUUCUCACGAAUGAAAUCGAACAAUUGAAAAAGUACUUAGCCGAUCUGGAACAAGAAAACCUCUCGACGAAUUCCGUUCUUAAACAGAAAUAUCUCGACAUUCAAAAUCGCCUGCGAAUUCUUCAGAGCAAACAGCAAGACAAAUGA
Adineta ricciae is the source of this 2295-nucleotide messenger RNA. The record is from the annotation of a GenBank genome assembly. Lineage: Eukaryota; Metazoa; Rotifera; Eurotatoria; Adinetida; Adinetidae.